CAUCUGUUCAGCUUCGUCAGCUUCAUGCAUCAUGAAGGCAAGCAUAUCGUGACAAAGCAAGCACUUUACAUAAAAAUCUGUGAAAUACGAAGAAAAGAGCCCCCUCGAGCUACGACGACCCACCAAAGCGUAGGCUACGCGUGGUGAUCUUCUAAUUGUAGAUGAUGCGGCCCCAGUCUAUUCAGCGCCUCGUCCAGAAACGGGUUUGUGAUCGUGAGAACUAGACGUGGACUAAACUGGAGUUCCGUAGCCUCUUCACGAAAGCCUUACCGCCUUGCUAGACACAGAGUAUAAAAGAUGACUGACCAGCUUGAGAAAGACUCCAGAUCAUAACAAAGCUCACAAAGAUCACAAAGAUCAUUGUCUUUUUCCCAAUCAUCAAACAUGCGCGCCUCAGUACUUGUCGCAUUGUCUUCCUUCAGCCUUGCGGCUUUGGGCUGCUCCAAAGUCUCCAAGGUCACCCACACCUUUUACGGAUACCCAGAUAACGAUCCUCCCGGUCCGGCCACCGCCUACGACUGCGGCCGCGGCUACAAGGCUGGCGGUACAGGUACCUAUGCCGACCCCUUGACAUUUGCCUCGGCCCCUGGCGAAUUCACACAAUGUGAAAUCAUCUACGACCCAUACACGAAGAAGUAUCUUCGUUUCGAGGACUACUGCGCUCAAUGCACUACCGACUGGGACGCUGGCAUCCACCACAUUGACCUGUGGACUGGUAGCACAACUGUCAGCGGAGGUAACGAGCAGAUUGAAUGCGAGAAUGACCUCACGCCGGGUGAGAAGAGCCAGACUAUUGUGAGGCAGCCACGAAAGGAUCUUCCGGUAGAUUCGACUAAGCUUUACGUCAAGGGUGGCAGUCCGGCGUGCAGAACUAGCCACAUAUACCCCACUUACAACAUUGCCGAUUACUGCUAGAUACGUAGUAAUCGAUGCAACAUUGGUGAUGGCAGAUAAACAUUGCGGGAGUCCGGUCGAUCUUAGAUAUUGUACAGUCUUUUCCGUAGAACAGUGUUCUUAGAAGCAAUACCAAGCUUGCCUGUAAAGCAGUAUGAUUCUCUUGGCCAUAAGGCUUAGCGAAUGAGCCUGUCAUCUUCGUAUCAAUUCUCCCUAUCGUGUGUGACAGGGGCGUGCAGGACAG
This is a messenger RNA of Alternaria alternata, 1138 nucleotides long. RefSeq lists its product as hypothetical. The transcript has 3 exons. The record is from RefSeq and is a predicted model, not a curated record. Lineage: Eukaryota; Fungi; Ascomycota; Dothideomycetes; Pleosporales; Pleosporaceae. Bases 385 to 915 code for a protein of 176 amino acids.